UGUGUGUGUGUGUGUGUGUGUGUGUGUGUGUGUGUCUAUAUGUAAACUAAUUAUUUUUUAUAACUUUAUAUAUAAGUCACAAAGAGUAAAUUCAAUAUGAAAGCUGUAAAAGUUACUUGUAAUGGGGAGUCAAAAAUUGUUGUUGCCACAUCCAAUGAUCUAAAUGCAUUUAUGGCAAAUAUUUGUUCUACUUUUAAUGUUCCAAACAUAUCAAAUUUAAAAUGGCUUGGUUGUGCAGUAAACACUUUAACUUUUCCUGCAGUAAUAUGUGAGCAAUCGGUAGAAAUGACAGUAGAAGUUUCCAGUUUCAUUGAUAUUUCAAAUAGCUAUCCAUUAAACGGGUUUUUAGCUCAUUUAGAAGACUUUAACAAUUCAGAAAGAAAUCAAAUUAAUUCUGCUGUCAAUACAGAUCAACACAUCUCCUUCAAUCCCUCUCUUAAUUAUCAAUAAAAAAUUGAUAAUUAAGAGAGGGAUUGAAG
This is a messenger RNA of Hydra vulgaris (swiftwater hydra), 479 nucleotides long. The record is from RefSeq and is a predicted model, not a curated record. Lineage: Eukaryota; Metazoa; Cnidaria; Hydrozoa; Anthoathecata; Hydridae.